Ruditapes philippinarum (Manila clam) is the source of this 7040-nucleotide messenger RNA. Its product is annotated as matrix metalloproteinase-2-like. Gene Ontology annotation, molecular function: metalloendopeptidase activity; zinc ion binding. The transcript is spliced from 10 exons. Lineage: Eukaryota; Metazoa; Mollusca; Bivalvia; Venerida; Veneridae. Gene Ontology annotation, cellular component: extracellular matrix. Gene Ontology annotation, biological process: proteolysis; collagen catabolic process; extracellular matrix organization. The record is from RefSeq and is a predicted model, not a curated record. The coding region runs from base 120 to 2033 and encodes 637 amino acids.
AAAACUGUCCACAUACAAAUAAUGAUUCAUACAAUGGACUAACCACAAAGUAAUUUUUCUGAAAUUGUGGCAUUAUUUAAACACGCAUCUUGGAUUUUUUAAUUUAGAAUUUGAUCUGAAUGCUACCUAGUAGGCACGUGAGGAUUUGGAGUAUCAAUUUAGUUUAUUCGGAGAAACCAAAGAUGAAUAUAGACCACGAAAGAGAAGAGGGUGAUAUGGAAGUCUGUGAUAGAUACUCGAGAAUGGUCGUACCUACGUUUUGCUAUAAACAAACUAGUGGUGUUGAUAAAUGCUGUUCAUGUAGAACUUAUAGGAAAUACGUGUUACAAAAUAUGGAAUUUAGUUUUAAAACUAUUGUAUCUGUGAUAUUAUUAACAUUGUUAUUAAGUCCAGUAGAUGUAGAAUGCAGAGCAGGUGCCUACAAGUCAGCCGAACAGUUCUAUGCCGAGCGAGGUGACCAAAUGGUGUCAUAUUUAGCAGAGUUUGGAUACCUCUGGGAUGCUAGUGCCGAAGCUGGACCGGCAGGUUUAACGUCUAUGGAAGCUUAUGUUAGAGCUAUAAAAAAUUUGCAAAAGAUGGGAAAUAUUCCAGAAACUGGUGUCGUAGACAGGAGGACAAUCGAACUGAUGCAAAAGCCACGUUGUGGUGUAAAAGAUGUAACGAAACCAGCACCAUUAACACGUCAUAGACGGAAACGUUACGUCACAGCACCGUCAAAAUGGGAGACAAACCAUCUCACGUAUAGGAUCGACAACGUUACACCAGAUCUAAGUUCUGAUAAUGUACGGAGAAUAAUUUCCGAUGCUUUCAAGGUAUGGAGUGAUGUAUCUCCACUUACAUUCACAGAGACGAUCAACGCCGACGCUCAUAUUUUGAUCCAGUUUGCAAAAGGGUAUCACCAUGACGGAUAUCCCUUCGACGGCAAAGGUUCGGUUUUAGCGCAUGCGUUCUUCCCUGGUGACGACAGAGGCGGGGACACACAUUUUGAUGACGCAGAAACUUGGACGUUUAAUUCAUCAGAAGGAGUUGAUCUGUUUAUGGUGGCUGCACACGAGUUUGGGCACGCGCUGGGUCUGGCCCACAGCAGUAACACGGAAGCGCUGAUGUACCCGUGGUAUCAAGGUUACGUUGACGGCUUUAAAUUACCCUAUGACGAUGUUGCUGGAAUACAGACGUUAUACGGUUCAAAGAGGGACGGGCCUCUGCCGCCACGACCCGACCCAACCCGACGUCCAACUGUAGUUACACCCGACGAUCGUGAUCAAGGUCGUGAUAGGGAUGGUUAUACUGUAAAUCCGCGUCCUCCUCCCCGGGAGCCUGAUGAUGAUAUUAACCCAUGUACACACUCUAUAGAUGCCAUAACUGUCAUCAGAAAGGAAGUGUUCAUAUUCAUUGGAUCUAAAUUUUGGCGCCUUGGAAUUAAUGGGAUAAGCUCCUCGCCGACAAAGAUUAAUCAGUUUUGGUAUGGUCUCCCGGAAGACGGCGUAGACGCUUUAUAUGAACGUGAAGAUGGAAAAAUCGUUUUCUUUAAAGGUAACAGAUUUUGGAUGUUUUCGAGUAAUCAUAUGGUAUCAAACUUUCCAAAAGAAGGCCGGAGUUUAACGGAACUAGGAAUUGACAAAGAAGUGAAGAAAAUCGAUGCAGUGUUUGUUUGGGCCUACAACAAGCGGACAUAUCUUGUGACUGGGGACAUGUACUGGAAGUUAAACUCUAAGGACGAUUAUAUUGAGUAUGACUAUCCCAGGGAUAUGAGUAUUUGGAGAAACGUUCCUGUACCGUUAGAUAGCGCUUUCCAACAUUGGGACGAAAAGACAUACUUCCUACAAGGGGACCAAUUUUGGGAAUUUUACGACAAUAAAAUGAGGACCCGCAAAAAGACCGGUAAACCGACUGCUAAACUUCUUGGUUGUCGCAAUGGUAAACUAAAUUCCAACUUAAUGGCCUUAGAAAAGCAAGAUGAGUCGUCUGCUUCUAACGUACAAUUAUUAAUUUCUAAUCUAGUCAUGUUGUUAAUAUGUAUACAUGUUUUAUAAAGCUAGAUAUAUUAUCAAUGUAUUCCUCAUAUCAGUUUAUAUGAUGCGAGAAUUUUUGUCAUAAUAAGUUUGUUAACAUUGUUUUUUGAGUGAUUUAAAGAGAAAAGGAACAUAUUUAUAUAGAAUGAGGUUGAAAUGUUAUAUUUUUUGUAACUUUCUAUGAGAACACUUGCCUUUCUUACGUUAUUGUAAAACAAAUCGCAUUAGAGUGGAAAGGAAAAAAAGUAUGGUGUAUAAGUGUGGACAAAAUAUCUUUAAAGCUAGUAAAUAAUCCUUAUUUUUGUCUGUCUUUUAGUUGAACACAUUCGAAACAGUUUAGAUACGGAGGAAAAUCUCUUUUUUAUUAAUGUAUUAAUGAAACCGUGGGGGGAGGGGGAAUAAAUCAAAGACGUAUCUAAUAAAUGUGGAUAAUUGUAAAUUGUGUGCCUACAUGGACGAUCAUCUUUUAAAUGUAUACAUGUAAUGUUUACCUGCUUAAAGCAGAUACGUAAAUGCGUGUGUUAUUGAUUGUUAAGUUACAUGAAUUCAUCUGUGUACAUGUGACUGGUUUCUAUUCCAAAUGCUCUAAUGCAUUCUUAACACAGGGAUCAAUUCUCGGCUCAAAUAACAUCUCGCGGCAUCUCGCGGUACUAGUAUUUCAACUUCAUUCCCCUAAUUCUACAUGUUUACUUACUAGGUAAUAUUCACACACAAUUACACUCAUCAUUUUGAACGAACACUUUAAUUGAAAAUACAUAAAUAACUAUUGAUUACUUUAAUUAAAGUGCGAAAUUUCUUAUCUAACGUUACGAUAAAGGAGUAAUUCAGUGAAAAUUGAAAUAUCUGUAACAUGCAGAUGACAAAAUCUUUAGUCAUUUUUAAAUGAACAUUGACAUAAUUAGAAAUUUAGAUUUCCAUCUUACAUCACCAUCACGUGAUCACUAUUUGACAUGUACAUUUACAAUCCUUUGAAGAACUGUUCUUCAUAUUUCGAUUUUUUUUUCACGUGAAGAACGUGCACGUCAUUGGAUGACUCGUGUCAAAUAUAAAGAACCAAAGUUUAUCAGUAUUUAAGUCUUGCCGUUCUUAGACAUUCUGUUAGUGCCAUUAUAUGCCUUGCCAUCUUCUGGUUGUGAUAGAGGAAGGACGAGUAUUAGUUAUCAACUGUUUUUUUAGUUUUUGUUUCCGUAUUUUCCGAGAGUUCUUUUUUAAGCAUUAGUGAUUUAAUAUCCUUAAUUAUUUCAUAUUUAAGUACACAAAAGAGGCUAUAAAUUACCUCCUAUGACAGUCGUGGCAAAUAAAACCAACUGGGAAAGUUUUAUGACCGAGCGCGGAACUUAAUUCUCAAGAGCGACUUAACUCUAAGCUGGCUGCAAUCCGUGCGACCAUUACAAAAUAAUAUGAGCCGUGUCACGACAAAACCAACAUAGUGCGUUGGCGACCAGCAUGGAUCCAGACCAGCCUGCGCAUCCGCGCAGUCUGAUCAGGAUCCAUGCUGUUCGCUAUCAGUUUUUCUACUUGUUAUAGGGUUUGUAAGCUGAUCAGACUGCGCGGAUGCGCAGGCUGGUCUUGAUCUAUGCUGGUCGCCAACGCACUAUGUUGGUUUUGUCGUGACACGGCUCAUAUUACAUGACAUACGGCAGGAUCAUGUCGUCUGAUCAUGUCUUCAUUGUUCGCUGUUCAGACAGUAAAUAUUUUGAAAUUUUCCCUAAAAGAAAUUAAUGAUCUUGUCCAGAUUGAAAGAUGGACGAGUUCAUUUAAGAUGUUAAGCGUAGUAAGUGUUAAACUUAAGUACCUACCAUUGUUUUAAGUGGUCACAUUUCAGAAUAGCACUUAAAUAAAGUUUCCAUUUUUCAGUAUUCUAAUUUACUUAUUUCUUUGGGCAAGGGCUAUGAUUUAUAAAAUACUCAUAUCCUAUCAUGGAGCAUCAUGUUGUUUAACUAUUUGGUGUCAAGAUAUUAAGAAAUGUCAAGUAGAUAAAUUAAGUACUAAAGUAACGAUGUUCUAAAAUAAACUUUGAUACAUUGGAUGUUUUCCCUUGCAUGGUCUGUUUCAGAUUUUAUGUCUAGUAACAGUGACCCAGUUUAUUUGUUAUAUUUUCUAAUUUUAUAAUUGUGAUUACACGAAAAUUACUUUAUCAUAUUAAUAUAUUUUAAUUAACUUACUAAGUCUGGAAACUUUUUACUAGAAAUAAGGUGUAGAACACCUCUUAUUCUCGUCACUUAAAUACUUAAUUACUUAGACAUGAAUUUUUUAUUUUCUUUUUUUUUAAUCUUUUUGUUUUGUUAAAAGUUGAUGGCUAAAAAUAUAUUGUGUGUUAGAAACGUAAAUUUAUGUCGUUGGAAGAACAUGAUUAUUAUUGUUGUUAAUAUUAACGAGGUGUAAAUACUCACUUAUCUAUAUUAUUGAAUGAAUGGUGUGUUAAAAUGUUAUUGUAGUAAGUGAUGCUGUUAUAAAAAAGUAGUUCCGGCGGUUUCACACUGCGCAUGUUUAAAUGUUUAUAAAUGCUAUAAGUGCUAUACAAGCGUAGAUAACUGUGUGUUUGUGUGAAGCAUUUAUUUUUCACCCAUAUUUAGUACAAUGAUCUGUCCCUUCAUUUCAUCUGUUGUUGAAAAAACAGCAUCACGUGACAAUUUUGUAACGUUACGUCACAUGACCUACAUUUCAUUUAAAGACCAAUUGGAACUACGUUAAUGCUAUUUUCACGUAAUUCUGUUUAUACUAUACGUUCUCCUUUUCAUCAUUUUGUUCAUGAAAAAAUAUUCUUAAACCAAAGUAAAACUUGUGUAUCAAAUUGAUAGAGUGAAUAGAUAUAUGAUUUUAUCGGAAAUAUGUCACGUCUGUACACCAAAUAAGUUGCCAUACUCAUAACUCAUUAGGAUGUUUUAGGUAACAAAAAUUAGCUUUUGCUGGACUCAAAAAACAACUUUUGGAUACGAAAUUAUUGUGCGAGUUUUAAAAAAUGAACACAAUUGUUGGAAGUGUUGUUACCAUUUCCUUAGUCAUGUUGUCAGUAUUUAUAUUUUUACGAUUGUAUUCUUCUAUUAUUUAAGCAUUAUGUUUAUAAGAAAUCCCCAUUUUUCCCUAUUUCUGUUCUUUUAUUUUAUAUGCAAUAUUUAUUUAUGUACAAACGGCUCUAUGUAUAUAGUGUAUAUAUUAUUUUUUGCAAUGUAGAUUAACGAACUUCUAUUUUAUUAUAAUUAAACACUGUUUUAACCUUUUUUUUAUUUGUCAUAAAAUAUUUUAUGUUUGUUUAUAAGAACAAUCCCUGUUUCUAUUUGUUUACUUGUUUGCAUAAAACACUCUUAAUUAAUUUUUCUUAAACUAAGUUAUUUUUAAUGAAUAUUAAAGUGACAUUAUGCUAAUAUUUUCAUAGUCAAGUUGAGCUGAAUUGACUUUAUAUUUCAAAAGAUUGACUGUCAAAAUGGUGUUUUACCAACAGUUGAUAUUGAAAAAUGUUUAGGAUAAAAUUAUAAAUCUGCCUAAAAUAUAAAAAGACUGCCUCAAUCAUUUUAUAAAGUAAGCGUUAUAUGUAAAUUCUAAUGGAUAUUUACAGAAAUUUCGUUUGGAUCUGUACGUUAUUUAUUGAUUAUUUGGAAUUAAUUAUUUUAUUAAAAGGAAUGAUGGCAAAAUGAACACUUAUUUUGAUCUUCACCCGUUCACUCACUAUUUACCCUUGGAUGGGCAUAAUGUCUCUUUAAAUAGUUGUACAAUAUUUUCACACUUUCUUUCCAUUAUUUUUUUGCUUUGGGUUUAUUUUUUUGCAAUAAGUGUAUCAUAAUUUUGAUAAAUAUUUCACCAUUGUUCACCUGCAUUGUUGUCUCAAUGUUUUUAUGUUUGCAAGACCAUCAAUAAGCUUCCAGUAGGACACAAAUACUCGAGUUGAACAGCUCUGUUAAUUUAGCUUUUUCUUCUGAUGUUUGAAAUUGAGAUUACUAGUAUAUAAGUAGAUAUAGAUAUGUUUGACUCAGUAUAAACGGUAUAUAUUACGGAUAUAUCGUCAUCCAAUAGGGUCGUGUAUAAUUAUUCGAUAAGAGCAGUCACGUGGUGUUCCAUUAUUAUCUUAUAGUAGUGAUGAAAUUAUCAAACAACUGUUUAUAUUCGACCAUUUAACCUUUUAAAAAGUCUUUAUACCAAUUUAUAAUACUGCGAAACUGAUUUUUUUGGUUAUUUUUUUUUCUUUUUCUUUUUUAAUUUGUAAUAGUCGGUAAUAUAAAUAAUAUAAAUAUUAUGAUUAUCCAAUGAAAGCAUUCGUUGCGAACAUAAAAUUAAAAAAUGAAAAUGUUAUUGUACAGAAGCAAAUUAUAGUUACAUGUGAAUGAUUAAUUAGAGUGAUGGAUUGUGUUUAUAUUUCUUCAAACAAACGAUUAUUAAUGAGACAUAUGUUCAUGAAUAUACAUGAUCAUUGCAAUAACACAAUUAUAUGUAUGCCAAUUUUCAACGUGUAACUACGUUUAAAUGUUUUGUUUAUUAUCUUUGCUGCACUUAUUUUAGAUCUGUACCCACAUUACUCAGAAUGUCCCAUGUUCAUACUCUUAUACUCAGCUAAAAUGUCAGGCCGGUUAUCUUUUAUUUUUGUGGUGCAAUACUCAAUUUUGUCUAGCAUAGCAUUUUUUAAUCAUUGUCCCUUAAGUUCCUUAUAUAAACAUUUUUCAUAUUAUGUAGAUAGCAUCAAGGUACAACAAUAAAUAGGCUUUUUAAUUAUAAUUGUUAAAUUUAAAUUCACACUGCGAAAGUCAGUGUUUUUCUUGCAAUGUUUCCCCCCCCUUCAGAUUUUGUUCUCCAUCACGUAUGUUGGUUUUAUGACGCCUGCUUUGAGAUUAUUUACAAUAUGACGUCACUGGUAUAAUGUUAUACCAUGUUAUACCAUAAGCCUAGUUCAUGAUAUGACCUCAUUGAUCACGUGAUAGUGUUAUAUACCAUAAGCCUAGUUGUUGUUGUAGCUUUACCUGUCAUUUUCAUAAUCGUAUUCUGAUGACAAAACCAUAAACCAUAAACUAAAGCAAAAUAAAAACUAAAACAGCUCUA